AUGCCUAGUUCACCUCAGGUGGCCAUUUGCACACUCUUCAUCCUCUCCGCAUUGUUUGUGUUUGCAGUUGAGUCGAAGCCAUCCGAUUUAUUCGUGCGAUCACCGAAAUGGACACACUUAGUACCGGCUGGUGGUUCGUUGGUAUCGGGUCGAGGUAACUUCCGUCCAGGGUUCGUGUCUCGAGCAGCCGAUACAAGGAUGUUCCUUUCGGAACCGUUGCUUACUCUCAAGAGGUCCAGACCGGUCUACGACACGAUGAAUUCUUAG
Molecule: messenger RNA, 267 nt
Organism: Anisakis simplex (herring worm)
Lineage: Eukaryota; Metazoa; Nematoda; Chromadorea; Rhabditida; Anisakidae
Source: the annotation of a GenBank genome assembly